AGGCCGGGGCUGAGGAGGGGGCAAACACCAGGUCGGGCGUGCCCGGGGGCCUCGUGCGGCGAUUCUGGGCGAAUUUCGCUUUCGCUUUGGGCCAGGCUGGAGGCGGCGGGGCUGUCCCGAAUGGCACCGGGGGAGUUAAGCCGAAAGCGCAGCAAGCCCCGCAGCCCGCACUCCACGUGUCACCGAGAAGCUGAUGUAGAGAGAGACAGAGAGAGAAAGAAAGCAACAGACCAGAGUCCGGGGAAAGUCCUGCCGCGCCUCCGGGCAAUUAUAAAAAUGUGACCCCCUGGGUCCACUUUCCAACCACCGCCCUCACCUGCUGCGUCCAGCAGUCCGCGUCCAGCUGCUAGCUCCGUGUCCACGCAGUGCCCGCUCAGCAUGCGUCCACCGCGCAGCCUCCUCCUUGUGGCCACCCUGGUCCUCCUCCUACACCACCUCAGUCUGGCCAGGAACCUCCCCACCGCCUCGGCAGGCCCAGCCCCGGUAGGCCCAGAACCAUCCCAGUGCCUCCAACACGCCCAGAACCUGCUGAGGGCUGUGAGCCACACUCUUCAGAAGGCCGUACAAACUCUAGAAUUUUACUCCUGCACUUCUGAAGAGAUUGAUCACGAAGAUAUCACAAAAGAUAAAACGAGCACAGUAGAGGCCUGCUUACCCCAAGAAUUAACCACGGAUGAAAGUUGCCUGGUCUCCAGGGAGAUCUCUUUCACAACAAAUGGGACCUGCCUGGCCUCCAGAAACGCCUCUUUUAUGAUGACCCUGUGCCUCAGUAGUAUCUAUGAGGACUUGAAGAUGUACCAAGUGGAGUUCCAGGCCAUCAGUGCAAAGCUUUUGAUGGAUCCUAAGAGGCAGAUCACUCUGGAUCAAAACAUGCUGGCAGCUAUCGAUGAGCUGAUGCAGGCCCUGAAUUCCAACAGUGAGACGGUGCCACCCAAGCCCUCCCUUGGAGAACUGGAUUUUUACAAGACGAAGAUCAAGCUCUGCAUCCUCCUUCAUGCUUUCCGAAUCCGUGCAGUGACUAUUGAGAGGGUGAUAAGCUAUCUGAACUCUUCCUAAAAAGCUCAGGUCUCUCCCAGCCUUAAAGUCAUUUUCAUAAAAAUUUGAACCGAAGAAAUAUUUACAGGAUGUGCCGGAGGUGGCGGCUUGACCUGGUCCUACCUAAGCUAGUCUUUUUCAUGUUGUUUACAUCCAUCACCCCCCAAAAGUCGAACUGCGACUACUGUAUUUAAAUGAUUCAUUUUAUUGUGUGUACUCACAUUUACUAUGGAUAAGUUAUUUCAGAGUUUUCAUGAGCAAAUUGCUAAGGAGGGAAAUUUUCUACACGGAAUGUGUUUUUUGUUAAUAGAAGAGCAAAAACUUAUAAGCUAUUUCUAUACUAAAGUGUUUGUUGAAACACUCAAGCAUAAUUUAUUUUAAGAUAUUUAUUUAUAUAAUUUUGUGUUCAUGAAG
Phyllostomus discolor (pale spear-nosed bat) is the source of this 1449-nucleotide messenger RNA. It is a transcript of the gene IL12A, whose product is annotated as interleukin 12A. Gene Ontology annotation, molecular function: interleukin-12 receptor binding; growth factor activity. Gene Ontology annotation, biological process: immune response. The record is from RefSeq and is a predicted model, not a curated record. Gene Ontology annotation, cellular component: extracellular region. The coding region runs from base 379 to 1056 and encodes 225 amino acids. NCBI's taxonomy places the organism in Eukaryota, Metazoa, Chordata, Mammalia, Chiroptera, Phyllostomidae. The transcript has 7 exons.